Molecule: messenger RNA, 2463 nt
Organism: Penaeus vannamei (Pacific white shrimp)
Lineage: Eukaryota; Metazoa; Arthropoda; Malacostraca; Decapoda; Penaeidae
Source: RefSeq, a predicted model, not a curated record
GCCAAAUUGCUCUAUAUCUGUAUUCUUUUAAUUUUAUUUAGAAUAUGAAGAGACAAAACAUAGACAAAUACUAUAUAAAAAUAAUUCAUACUAUAAAGAUUAAAUGAAAAUGACCAACUUUAUAUGAUGAGUUUCUUCUUAUCAGACGGAAAACAGAGGAGAGUGUGGGAGUCACAGACUUCAGCACCGUUGCAGAGUAUAAUAAAUAACAACUUAUAAAUGCAUGUUAACUAUUUAUAGAUACUUACAGACUUAAAAUUUUUCAUCAUGGCUUGCGUUGAUGACCUCCCUGAAGAAAUACUGGAGUAUAUAUUGUGUCUUAUAUCACCUUACAACGAUUUAAGAAAUUGUAGACAGUGGACUGUUAUACCUCAAUUCCAGUGCCUCGACUCCAGGCACAUGUGUGGACAACAUUUGCUAUUUAGAAUUGGAAAUUAUGUAGGCAAUUUUUUCACAAAGCUGUCCAAAUUUGUUAUUUCUACUCACAAUUAUAUAAGUGAAAGUAUUGGUGAUUGUUUGGGAAAUGACUCCUUAGAGACCAGAUCCAGCUUUUCUGGCAGUUACAGUCUGUGUGUCACCUCUCACAUGACAGGAAUUGAGAAAGAGGUGUGCCAGCGAUGGUAUACAUGUUGUCAAGGUGUUGUUGAAAAAAGGAAGUCUCGUUUCUUUUCUGCUCUUCGAGCUGGGUGUGUGGAAUGGUUUAGCCCAGUGUACCCAAGUCACAUCAUUCCCAUCAGCAGAAGAUACUCACACUCAGCAUGUGUACAUGAAUCCUCUAUGUAUGUUUUUGGUGGAUGUACAUCAACGAAUACUACCUUCAAUGACUUAUGGCGGUUUGAUUUAGGGCUACAUGGAUGGACUCGUCUAUUGACAACUGGCACAUAUCCUUCUCCAAAGGCCUAUGCUUCUAUGGUAACAUGGAACAAUUGUCUAGUGUUAUUUGGUGGUUGGACACACCCUUCCCUCUACCCAUUACACCAGCAGUGGGUCUUGUUUAGUGAACUUCAUGUUUAUGAUAUUUUGGGUAAUCGUUGGACCCAGCUGUACUAUCCUGGAUCACCACCACCAACAGCUGGUCACUCUGCAUCUGUACAUGGAAGUGUGAUGGUUGUUUUUGGGGGCUUGCAAAAGCAAGAGGGAACAUCUGCAAGUACUAAUGAUGUAUUUUGCUUGGACCUUGUAAGACAGUGUUGGUUUAAACCAGUUGUAUCAGAUCCCAUGCCAAAGCCUAGGUAUGGGCAUUCACAAAUUAAGUUGAAUGAAAAGCACAUUCUCAUAUUAGCAGGAUGUGGAGGCUCUAAUAAACUGUACAAUGAUAUUUGGCUUCUAACAUUACCAGACAAUAUAUAUGAUCCAAGUGCUAAGUGGCAGUGGGAACAAAUUUCAGUAGAGGAGUCAGAGUUUAUGCCUUCACAGAUGUGGUACAAUCCUGCUUGUAAAGUUGGAAAUAGCAUAGUUGUAUUAUCAACCUGUGGAUCAAACAGCAACUCUGCAGGUGGCAAUAUGUCACAACUUCUAGUACCAGGUACAGUAAGGAGACAACCUGCCAAUGUUUGGGUUCCUCCAGCACAGCAGCCAGAAGUCCAGCCACAUGAACAUCCUCCUCCAGAUCGUCAUCAGUUGGAGCCAAAUGUGAAUGGUCAGCGUGGUUUUCUUAGGCCUGGUUUAAGGGCUGUAGACCAGGCAGAAUCAAGCAGUGAUGAGAAUGAUGACCUUAAUCCACAAGGUGGACCAGGAGUACCAGGAAGAGGAAGGCCACGACCAUCCAUAAGACCCAAUGCAUCCAGUGAUAGAGAACGCCGUCUCCAAGUCUUGUCAAGAAUGAAAGAAAGACUUCGUGAAUUGUCAAGGCACCAGCAGGGGGAACAAAGUGCAGCAGCACCAAUGAAACCAGCUCCUACUAGAAGUACAGUAAUUCCUCAUAUGUUGGACAUAGGUCAAGUUAUCACUACAAAGAGAGCAAAAUGGUGGCCAGUCAACCAAGGUGGAAUCCUAACAAGCUCAGGCACACCACCUCAGCCAUCUCUCCUGUAUUCCCUAGUUCUUGGUCGAGGUCACCUUGUCAUGUUUGGUGGCAUUCCCCAUGACCCCACUGGAGGACAGGGUCAGGAGACAGUUUCUAACUCUGUAAUAUUUGUAUCUGCUCCUUCCAGUUCUUUUAUUACUGCAUAAUUAGCUAUGACGAAAUGCUGAGUUCAAAUUCCUUGCUCUCUCAGAUGUUUGAAACAAUUCUCUGCUUAAUUUUGGGUUUCAAAUAUUUCUUUAAAAAGAGAGAGAUCUACUUCUGUUGAUACUCCUGACACCCUUUAUUUUUACCACUUUGACUGGCCUAUAAGAUGCAUUUUUUUUGAAAAAAUUAAAUACAUACUUACAUUCAAGAUAUCUGUUUAAUAGAUUAAAGAUCAAGUUAAAAAAUUGUAUUAUUACAUUAAUUUCACAUCACAUCAAAAUAAUUUUCCAUAA